AUGAGACAGUUUUUUUUUUUUUUUUCUGAUUGUGGUGGGGAAUCACUUCUACCACAAAAGGCAGAGGAUAGAAGUAUUAUAAGAGAUGAAUUACAUGCCAUUCUCUUCUCUUUCCUACCUUCUAUCCAUCAUUAUUCAUCCUCGAUCUCUCGACAACCAAAAACACUCAAAAUUUACAGCAUGGAAAUUGUUGCUUCAUCUGUUAGUUCAAUUUCUGAAAUUAUUUUCAGCCGCUUGUUCGAUGCAGCAGGCCGCCAGAUUGGCUACCUGCUUAACUACAAUGACAACAUCGAAGCAUUACGAAAUCAAGCUCAGCAACUCAAGGCUACCAGAGACAGCAUGCAAUUGAAAAUUGAUGCUGCUGAAAGAAACAGAGGAAUUAUCUUACCUGAUGUCCAAAGCUGGAUAUCUGAAGUUGAUGAUGUCUCUGCAGAAGCAGAAAAGUUUUUUGAAGAUGAAGGCAACGUGAACAAGAUGUGCUUCAAAGGGUGGUGCAUUAAUGUCCGAUCGCGUUACCGGUUCAGCAAGGUGGCAAAGCAGAAGAUAACGGUGAUCACUCAGCUCCGAGAAGAUGGAAAAUUUCAAACUCUGUCUCAGCCUGCUCCUCCUCCUUCAAGCAUUAUCAUUCCAACUGUUGGAUUUUCUGGAAUUUUUGAAUCCAGAGAAUCAAUCAAGAAUGAAAUUAUGGAGGCCUUGAAAGAUGACAAGGUCAGCAUAAUUGGAAUAUGUGGGAUGGGGGGUGUGGGUAAGACCACACUGGUGAAACAAGUUGGCAAACAAACUGAGGAAGAGAAGUUGUAUGAUUCAGUAGUUUUUGUAGUUGUGUCUCAAACCCCAAAUAUCAUGGAAAUUCAAAAAGCAAUUGCUUACAAGCUAGAUCUGAAAUCAUUGUCGGAUAUUCCUGAAUCAGCACGAGCAAGUUCCUUGUGGCAGAGAAUUAAGCAGGAGAAACGAAUUCUCAUGAUAUUGGAUGAUGUUUGGGGAGAAAUUGAAUUGGCCGAGAUUGGUAUUCCUUUUGGGAAGGAUCACGGAGGUUGUAAGAUUGUGCUUACCUCUCGAAGUGAAAAUGUGUGCGAUGAAAUGGAUUGUGACAAAACAUAUAUAGUCAAAACUUUAUCAGAACAGGAAUCGUGGGAGAUAUUCAAGGAGCACGUUGGAAUGGAUGUUGAAAAUUCUAUCAGAAGCUCAAUCGCAAAAGAUGUAGUUGCUGAAUGUAAUGGCUUGCCACUUGCAAUUGUGACAAUAGCAAAGACAUUAAAGAACAAAAAUGAGCAUGUGUGGAAAGAUGUAGCACGACAACUAAAAAUGUCUGCUUAUACAGAUAUCCCAGGGAUGCAAAGAAGUGUGAUUUCAUCUUUAGAGUUGAGCAUCAAAUAUCUAGAAAGCGAUGAUGCAAAAUCAUUGUUCUUCUUUUGUAGCGUGUUUUCAGAGGAUUUUGAAAUCCCAAUUGAAGUUUUAGUUACAUAUGGAGUGGCUUUGAGGUGGUUCAAAAAUGUUGAGACAAUGAAGGAUGUUAGGCACAGAGUUCACGCUAUUGAGAAAAUCGCAAGGGAACAACUAAAUGAAGAAGAAGAAGAAGAAGAAGAAGAAGAAGAAAAAGUGAACACCUAACUGAGACAAUGACAAGAUUGAUGGAAAGCUAGUAGCGAGACAUGUUUCAUAAGCUUGUUGAAUCAAGGCACUGAAAUUCCCUCACUCUAAGGUCUACUUACUGAUAAAAGAGAAGGAAAGUCCUGAGUUCAACCUCUGUCACUCUUGUGAAAAUUUUUAAUUAAUUACUUAAUUAAAAAAAAAAAAAAAGAAGGGAAGCAAUUCUACAGGGGAAAUCAACGAUAAUUUUACAAGUAUAGAGGGCUUUUGAUGAUUUUAUUCAAAGUGAGGGUGCGCGUGGCCGGAUCUGGGAUUUUUUUAAUAUUAUAAAUUUGUUGUAACCGAAAUGGUAGUUUUACCUUUAUUUUUUCACGAACUGAUCCCUACAAUCACCUUUACUUUUUACUUAAAGGCGAAGGAAGAUCUUCCUGUUAAAAUCAACGGCCUUAGGCUUCCCGUCGAUACCAUCUGCCGCAACCCUAAAGGCUUUGAGUUCGACAAAGAAGUGUGCUCAUGGCAGUGAAAAUGCAGGGGAGUACAGGGCAUGGAAUUGUAGCAGAAAAGGAAAAGCAGACAAGCUGAAGAGGUUUUAGGUGGGCAAUUUCAGUGUGGCAAGGUUGCAUGCUGAUGGAAACUUAGCAGAUGAGACACUUGGCAUAUGCUCGUUUAAUUAAGGGGAAAACAAGCUUGAAAACAGAAGAAAUGAUCAUGAACAAGAAAGGAGGAAAGGCGGAUGUUUGCAUCAACAGAGAGGAUGGUGUUCCUAGCUUAAAUAAGAUCAAACUCACUUUGUUUCAGAAGAGGAUUUACCCACAGUUCUCUAUUUCUACAACUGGGUUAAGAAUCUGUCUGCUGGA
This is a messenger RNA of Mangifera indica (mango), 2447 nucleotides long. Its product is annotated as probable disease resistance protein At1g61190. The coding region runs from base 1 to 1611 and encodes 536 amino acids. The transcript has 7 exons. The record is from RefSeq and is a predicted model, not a curated record. Gene Ontology annotation, molecular function: ADP binding. Lineage: Eukaryota; Viridiplantae; Streptophyta; Magnoliopsida; Sapindales; Anacardiaceae.